Messenger RNA from Durio zibethinus, 1361 nucleotides. Its product is annotated as heat shock protein. Lineage: Eukaryota; Viridiplantae; Streptophyta; Magnoliopsida; Malvales; Malvaceae. The record is from RefSeq and is a predicted model, not a curated record.
UUUUACAUCGAAAUGAUUACGUUCAAACCCAAAAUAAUUGGGUCCAAGGAUCAGUGACCCAAUUACAUCAUUGGCCCUAGCAACAAGCAGAAAGCAAAAUCCAGAAAUGGGAAAACCACAAAAGCGCAAGUCAGUCGGUGUUCACCGGACAUUGGCUGAGAGAUGGCUCGCUGCCUUGGCGGAAAAUGGAAGGUAAUUUCAUUGAAAACUUGGAAUUCAUGGCAUCGAACCUUUCGAUCAGACGCGGCGCUAAAAGCAAUAGCGAAAGCUUCCGAAGAGAAAGUCCCAAAUGUGGCUCUAUACAACUACCCCUCGUUUUCGGGCGCCUUAUCCGCUCUCUUCGCUCACCUUUACCAUUCUCGUCUUAAUCUCCCUUGCCUUAUUUUGCCUUUCUCCUCCGUUGAACCCCUCAGGGUGGAAGAUUUUUUUGUUGAAGGAUUAGACAAGUGUUAUCUUCUUGACUUCGUCGGUCCAAAAGGGUUUGCUACAAAGCUUUCACAGCAAUCAAUGUGUGAAGUAAUAGCCUUUGAUCAUCGAAAAUCGGCACUUCCAAAAAUUAACUCUUCCGAAGAUCUGAGAAUCACCUUUAAUAUCAAUCUUGAGAAGAGUAGUUCAAUUGCUGUAUAUGAGUAUUUUUCUGAUAAGCUUGCGAAUAUGGUGUCUCCUGAUGUGGAGACUGCCAAUUUGCUGAACUCAGAAGUCCGAGGUUGUGUUGAAACGGUUCUAAAGUAUAUUGAAGAUGCAGAUCUUUGCAGAUGGAGCUUACCGGAAAUUAAAGCUUUUAGAAUUGGACUUGGUGAAUGGCGUGCCAAGUUAAAUUGCAUCACUAAUCCAUACUUGUUUGAACAGUUACUUGAGAUCAGUUCUGCUGAUUUGGUUGCCAAGGGAAAUCUGUAUAUUUCUUCUCGCCAGAUAGCUGCAAACAAGUUUCUAGAUAAGGCAUUUAAAGUUCACUUGGGCAGAGGAUUCUAUGGGGAGUGCCUGGGAGUUAGAGUAGAUGGCAGCUCUGAUUUAAGUGACGAAAUUGGAAAGCAGCUAAGUCUAAAAAGUGCCACAGCUGGUCUUAGGCCCAUAGGAGCUGUUAUAUAUAUGCAAAGGAAAAAUCUUAAGAUGUGUCUAAGGAGCACAGAUGCUGCAACUGAUACCUCUGAAGUUGCAAAGGCAUAUGGUGGAGGUGGCUGCCCAAGCUCCAGCUCCUUUAUAAUAAGAAUGGAUGAGUAUAAUCAGUGGCUUUCUGGAAACAUGUGACUACUACUUCAAGGUAUGGAAUAUGUCCUUGAGGCACUCACUUGACAAAUAUGUAAUCCAAUAAAAUUAAAUAGGUAGACCAUCUCAUCUCCUUGAUACAUUUUCCUUUUUUA